CGCGUCCUUUGCGCAUGCGCCUAGCCGCUAGAAGGGCGGGGAUCGUAGAAGCACUGCGCACGCGUCCUAUCCCGAAACGGGAUAGGAAAGCGUCUAGCCGCGCGAGCUCUACUCAUGCGCCGCUGGGAAAGGGUGAAGGAGGGGCAGGCACAGCACUGGUAGGGUCCCCAAGAUGCCCGGAAUGGUGAUGUUUGGGAGACGCUGGGCUAUCGCUAGUGAUGACUUUGUUUUUCCGGGAGCCUUUGAACUUUUCAUCAGAAUGAUCUGGUGGAUUGGAAUUCUUGUUUUGUACUCCAUUCACAAAGGGAAAUUUAACUGUGCUGGAGGGGGAUUAUUGCACAGCUACCUGCUUGUCCUCCUCAUUCUCCUGGCUGCCAUAAUAUGCGCUGUAUCUGCUAUUGUGUAUAUCAGUAUGCAAGGAACAAUUUCUAACCCUGGGCCAAGGAAAUCUCUUCCUAAAUUGCUUUAUACUCGGCUAGGUCUUUAUAUCCCAGAAUUGGUCUGGGCAGUUGUGGGAGCUAUAUGGGUGUCGGACACCGAUGUACGUUGUGAAAGGACUGUGGUAAAUGUCGUAUUUGGGACAGUUAUUGCAAGCUGGGUUAUCAUCAUCUUUACCAUCGUUGCAGUUGUAAUUGUCUUUGAUCCACUUGGGGGGAAAAAGACACUGUACCUGGCUGAUGAUAUAAAUCGCAACUUGGAAAGCAGUCAAUCAGGUCAAUUGUUUUAUAAUGUCAAGAAGACCGCAACCAGAGUGUGGGAGACGAGAAUCAGGUUACUGUGUUGUUGUAUUAUGCAAGAUGAUGAUCACCGAGUGGCUUUUACAAGUAUUGCAGAGCUUUUCCGCACCUACUUCUCAGACACUGAUCUGGUGCCUAGUGACAUAGCAGCAGGCUUGACCCUGCUCCAUCAAGAGCAAGAUAAAGUGGAAAACUGCCCAAAAGAGCCUGAAGAAGUCCUGUGUCAUUCCCACCUAUCCCAUGUGACUGAUGAUUUGGAUAUUGAAUUAGAAAAUGCUGCUCACUACAUGCAGUUUGCUGCAGCUGCUUAUGGAUGGCCUUACUACAUAUACACUAACCCAUUUACUGCACUCUGUAAGCUUAAUGGUGACUGUUGCAGAAACAGCCCAACAGAUUCUGAUAUAAUUGGCGGUGAUCGUCUUAACUUUCACUUUGGGUCCAUCCUAAAAAUAACAGGGCUGCAGUACAGAGAUUUCAUUCAUAUCAGCUUUCAUAACAAGAUUUUCGAGAUCCCAUUUUUUGUUGCUUUGGAUCACAAAAAGGAGGCUAUUGUGGUUGCAGUGAGAGGAACCUUGUCUUUUGAGGAUAUCCUCACUGAUCUGUCAGCAGAGUGUGAAGACCUGACGCUUGAAGACGUUCUGGAAAAUGGUUUUGUACAUAAGGGGAUAACUCAAGCAGCAAAUUACAUCUACAGAAGGCUAAUAAAUGAUGGCAUUUUAAACCAGGCUUUCACCAUUGCUCCUGAAUAUAAACUAGUUAUAGUUGGUCACAGUUUAGGUGGUGGAACAGCUUCCAUAUUGGCCAUCAUGCUCAGAAACUCCUUCCCAACAUUAAGAUGUUAUGCCUUUUCUCCUCCAGGAGGAUUGUUAAGCAAAUCACUUGCAGACUACUCUAAAUGCUUCAUUGUAUCAGUCAUUGUUGGAAAGGACCUUGUUGCAAGGUUAAGUAUGCCCAACAUGGAAGACCUGAAGAGACGGAUAGUGAGAAUAGUUGCUAAUUGUAACAGGCCGAAGUACCAGAUCCUGCUGUAUGGGUGUUGGUAUGAAGUGUUUGGAGGAGAUCCAGAUAACUUUCCAACUGAGUUAGAUGGUAGAAGUCAAGAUGCCCUAACCCAGCCUCUUCUAGCUGAAGAGAGUUUAAUGAUGCAUCGGUCACCUUCUUACAAUGCCAUUGAGGAUGAAUCUCCUUUAGAUGCUCCACCUCAGUAUCCUCAUCUUUAUCUCCCAGGAAAAAUCAUCCAUAUUGUAGAAGAAACCAGCUCAAGAAGGUGGUGUUCUUCUGAUGUUAAAUAUACUGCAAGAUGGUCAAAAGAAACAGCCUUUAGCAAUAUUUUAAUAAGUCCCAAGAUGAUAACGGAUCACAUGCCAGAUGUUGUGCUCAAAGCCCUGAACAACUUGACUGAGGAAAAAGCAUCUUGUAUUACCUGUCAAAUAGAAGGAGACUUUCACACCAACACAGUAUGACUAAGAGAACAGCCCUAUUUUUUUUCUUUAGGCUUCAAGUAUUCAGGAGCCUUUAACCUCAGACUUAAGUGGUGGUGUGGGGUUUUCUUGUUUGUUUUUAACAUGCCUAAAAUAGAAACUGUGGAGGGAUUGUCUUGGUGAUGGUCAUAAUGCAUUUUACUCUGCAGAGGUUCUGCAAAAGUAAACAUUACUGGCUAACUGUAAUAAAAUGAAUGUAUUCAGGAUUUUGACAGAAGCAGAUAUGACCUUUCUGGAAAUGGAACAGUAAGAUGAGUCUUAGCCAGCUACAUGUAAAUUACUGUACAUUUCAUUUUACAGCUUGAAGGAUUCAGAUAAACUGAGAACACAAUUCAUAGGGAGAUUGAGCUAGAGCAGAGGAACCAUGACACCUAAAUUGUAGCUCUGCCACAGACUUGCUAUGUUAUCUUGAGCAUGUCACUUAACUUCCAUUGUGCCUCAGUUUCAGAUGUGUAAAAUGAGGGUAUUACCCAUCUUUGCGAAGCAUUGAGAUUCUUGGGUGUAAAAGCACAGUAUUAAUAUUUAUUAGAAAUGGACACUGCCAGUAGGAAGUUUCAUUAAAGGAAAUGGGUAGUAAAUGAUGGUGCAGUUGCAAAUCUAGUGCAGAGAGAGGGUUUAAAUUAAAAAAAAAAAUGAAGUUUUCUAUUUUGUUUUUAAACAGCCAGUCUUGAUUGCACUAGUUACCAUGGAGAUAUUUUCAAAAAGUGUUUCAUUUAUUUCAUGACAAUUUUCUAAUAUUGGAUCUCUUGUUUUUAAAAAUGCUGCUUGGAUACAUGUGCAAUAUUUUUUGUAUCUGUUUACAUUCUUCGAGUGACUGCUCAUGUGUAUUCCACAGUAGGUGUGCGUGCUUGCUACAUGCACUGGUGCCAAAGUUUUUCCCUCAGCAGUACCCAUAUGGGGGGAGCACUGCUGUGACCUCUGGAGUGGAGUGUCUAUAUCCUUCUGGCCGCCAGUGAAGGUAGUCAGAACUUUGUGCUCCAGCUCUGCUGCAGCCUUUUCUUCUCAACCUUAGUGGUACCGUUCGUGGAUUGUUUCUUCAAUUGUUGGAGUGGGCUCAGGGCAUGUGAGUGGGCCCUCAGCGUUGGAGUGGGCUCCUACUUGGUCGGGCAGGCUCCUUUACGCUUUCCCACUGUUUCCCCUGAGCGACAAGGUCCUGCAAAAAAAAAAAAGCAGACAAGGCGAGAGUCAUCCUCAAACCCAGGGGUGGGCCCUCCAGCACUGUUACAGGCCCCUCCUUUGCCUCUUGGCAGCACCCCUGAGGACACUGCCUAGACCUCCUCUCCCAGGAUGGGGGGGCUGCCGCCUCCAUCCCAAUCUAGCUGUGCUCCACCUGACAGUGUGGUUGCUCCAUGGCUAGAGGAGGAGGAUGGCAGGUGUUCAGAGCAGGUAAGAUAGGGCCUCCUGGAAAGUAGGAAGCUGUCUAUGCCCUGGAUGUAUGUGGUGAAGUGGUCCAAGUUCUCCAAGUGGGUGAAUGAGUGGGGAAUUUUCCCCUCCUCUGCAUGUCUCUAUCUUAUUCUGGACUAUCUCCUGUCCCUUAGGGUCAAAGGACUGGCACCUGCUUCAAUCAGGGUACAGCUGGUGGCCAUAUCGGCCUUCCACCCACCGGUGCAAGGGCACUUGGGUGGUCACAGAGUGGGAGAAGACAGUUUCCUGAAUGGCCUUGACCAUUCAUUUCCGUAUGCUAGAUGACCCACCCUGUGCCACAAUGGGACCUAAAGCUCAUUUUGUCCCGACUUACAGGGCUGCCCUUUGAACCCCUGGCGAUGUGUUCCUGGUCUCUCCUCUAGUGGAAGGUGGCCUUCCUUGUAGCGAUCAUGUUGGCCCAGCGGGUCUCGGAACUUAGGGCUGUGACCUCAGAACCUCCCUAUAUGGUCUUCCAUAGGGAUAAAGUCCAGCUUCACCCACACCCAGAGUUCCUCCUGAAGGUGGUCUCCACCUUUGAUAUGGAACAGAGUAUCUUUCUCCCUGUGCUCUGUCCUAAGCCCCAUUCCUCCAAUGAGGAGCACCGCCUCCACACAUGCCAUGUGCAUAGGGCACUGGCCUUUUAUCUGGAACAGACUAAGCUGUUCUGGAAAUCCUCACAACUUUUUGUUGCCUCGGCUGAGCAGGUGAAGGGGCAACCUGUCUCCAACCAGCCUCUUUCCUGCUGGAUCACCUCAUGCAUAUGCAUGUAUUACAAUCUAGCAGGGGUUCCCCUGCCACCGAUCGUUAGGGCACAUUCUACAAGGGCUCAGGCCUCAUCAGCUGCCUAUGUAGCCCAUGUCCCUAUCCAAGACACUUGAAGGGUGGCCAGUUGGGCCUCAGUUCAUACAGUUACUUUGCAUUACAUGAUUGUCACCCAGUCUAGUGAUGAUGCCGGAGUCGGCAGGGCAGUACCCGUCCUGGUCUAUCAUGAACUCCUACACACCUCCAACAGAUAUUGCUUGGAAUCACCUAAUGUGGAAUACACAGGAGCAAUCACGCAAAGAAGAAAGGACAGUUACCUGUUCUGUAACUGGAGUUCAAGACGUGUUGCUCAUGUCUAUUCCACACCCCACCCUCCUUCCCCGCUGUCAGAAAUGUCCAGCAAGAAGGAACUGAGGGGUGGGGGGAAGAGUGCACAGCUCCCCUUAUAGCGUGAUAUACAGGCACCACUCCAGGGGUUGCCGCAGUGCUCCCCCAGAACAGAUACUGCUAAGGGAAAAACUUCUGGCACCGGUGCACAUGCCAAGCAUGCACACCUACUGUGGAAUAGACAUGCACAACAUCUUGAAGAACACCAGUUACAGAACAGGUAAUUGUCCUUUUUCAAACCUAAAGGACUCAUUUUAAAAUGUCAGAAUCCCAAAAUACGUUCUUAAGGGAGUGACAGGCAAGAACCAUUGUACCUUUUCUACACUAGAUCCAGCCUGAGACUAAUGAGACUUUGACUCUUACCUUCCAUACAUUUGGUUUAGUUGGACAGUCUACUUAAGAAACCUUUGCAAGUACCUAUUUUGCCACUCCAUUUAAAUUGAUUGUAUGGUGAAUAUCUGAUUAAACGUGGUUGCUUUGUAAAAAGCAUAUGUUGCUUGUCAGAGACAGUCCCUUAUUGUACCUUUUUUAAAAAAAAAAAAGUCAGAAUUUGUGUAUUGGGGUAGUGGAAGUUUGUUUGGCUAGUCCUGCUGUGCCCCUUCCCGCAGGGACAAAAUAAAAUCUCAGAAUGUGUCUCUUUGAGUGUGCUCAUGCAAGUGUAUGUGUAACACCCAGCACAAGAAAGUUAUGAUUUGUAUAUAAAAAGCAAUGCAGUCUAUGGCUGUUGUGCUACAGCACCACUUUACGUACUUAGAGUGUAAUUAUUUACACUGCCAAGACAACCCCCUCACUUCAUGCUAUGCCCGGUCUAGUGCACUUUGAUCUAUUGCUGUUUGAAGUAUCAGUGCACUAGGGAACUUCUGGUGGCAGGCAUACUAACUUGUCCUUUAGCCCUGUCUUAAGUAUCACCAUCAGUUUUAAUCUGAUUUUUGAUGCCUGUAGUACUAGAACAAAGGCAAGACGCUUCCUUUGAUUUUUCCUCUCAAGGGUGAAGUUUAAUCCCUGCUUGUAAGAAUUCCUAUUAACUGUCCCUGUGCACAUCCCAGUAGCAGUCUUUCUGAGCAGCAAGGC
This is a messenger RNA of Mauremys mutica (yellowpond turtle), 5842 nucleotides long. RefSeq names its product diacylglycerol lipase beta (gene DAGLB). Gene Ontology annotation, biological process: lipid metabolic process. The transcript has 16 exons. The coding region runs from base 173 to 2200 and encodes 675 amino acids. NCBI's taxonomy places the organism in Eukaryota, Metazoa, Chordata, Testudines, Geoemydidae. The record is from RefSeq and is a predicted model, not a curated record.